This is a messenger RNA of Morus notabilis, 2665 nucleotides long. RefSeq names its product receptor-like protein Cf-9. Bases 32 to 2665 code for a protein of 877 amino acids. Gene Ontology annotation, molecular function: protein binding. Lineage: Eukaryota; Viridiplantae; Streptophyta; Magnoliopsida; Rosales; Moraceae. The record is from RefSeq and is a predicted model, not a curated record. The transcript has a single exon.
CACCACAUCUUUGAAUAAUUAAACAACGCCAAUGAAGUCACACUUUUGCAAGUCCAAUAUCUUCAUGGCCUUUCUUUCCACAGCUCCACUGCUAAUUCAUCUUCUAAUUCUAACUUGCUUGUUCUCGUAUGUGCAGCCACGUUGCCACAAGGAUGAGAGCACUGCCUUGUUGGAAUUUAAGAACAGCUUUGUCAUACGUCGGGAUGCUUCUAGUGAUCCUUUGGCUUACCCGAAGGUUGCUUCAUGGUCACCAAAAGAGAAAGCUGAUUGUUGCUCUUGGGACGGCGUCGAGUGUGACAAGAGCAACACUCAUGUAAUAGCUCUUCAUCUCAGUAGUAGUUGCCUUCAUGGUUCCAUCAACUCCAACAAUACUCUUUUUCGUCUUUCUCAUCUUCAAAUCCUUGAUCUUGCCGCUAAUGAUUUCAAUGGCUCUCUAAUCCCUUCUCAAUUGGGCAAUCUUUCAAGGUUGAAGUAUCUCAAUCUUUCUAUGUCUGCUUUCGCAGGCCAAAUCCCCUCACAAAUCUCACAACUCUCCAAUUUGUCAUACCUUGAUCUGUGUCGGAAUUACUUGGAAUUGAAAUGGCCUGACUUAAGUACCAUAGUUAGGAACUUGAGUAACUUAAAACAUCUUGACCUUAGUGAAGUUGACAUCUCCUCCCCAGUUCCUAGUCUCUUGGCAAAUUUCUCCGCUUUAACAUCCCUUUCUUUGCGUGCUUGUAGACUAUCCGGUAAAUUCCCUAUUGAUAUCUUUCAACUUCCAAACUUACAACUUCUCGACUUGGGACAAAACGACAACCUUACAGGUUCUCUUCCCGAAUUUCGAUCCAGUAAUCCUCUUAGAAUAUUAUGGCUUGACGGUACUGGUUUCUUUGGUCAUAUACCCUCUUCAAUUGGAAACCUUGACUCUCUAAGAGGGUUGGAUCUUCGUAUUUGUAGGUUUUCUGGCCCAUUUCCAUCUUCGCUUAGCAAACUUAUAAAGCUUGAAUAUCUUGAUCUCAGUAAGAAUAAUUUCAGUGGGACAGUGGAUUUUAACAUGUUUCUUAACAUGAAAAAUCUCACCAACCUUGGACUCUCUGAUAACAACUUGUCGGUGCUCAUGACGGAGAAGAGUGUUGCAGGAAACAUAAAUUCAACUCAUCCCAAAUUUGAAGUUUUGUUUUUGGGAUCAUGCAAUUUAACAAGUUUUCCUGAUAUCUUAAGAUACCAAGAUAGGCUAAAGCUAUUGGAUCUUAGUGAAAAUCAUAUACAUGGCAAAUUACCUAAGUGGAUCUGGAACACACGCAUGGAGUUAUUAGACAUAUCUUCCAACUUAUUCAGAAGCUUUGGCAUUGAUGUCCUCCCUUCUCGUAGUCUACGCAUAUUGGAUUUUUCAAAAAAUAAGUUUACUGGACGACUACCAAUUCCUCCUCCAUCUAUUAUUCUCUUUGAUGCCUCACAUAAUAAAUUGAGUGGAGAGAUUUCGCUACUACAUUUCAAUUUGAGCUCCAUUGAAUGUUUUAACUUGUCUCAUAACAAAUUGAGCGGUGUGCUUCCAGAAUGUUUGAGAAACAUCAAGCACAACCUUUCUAGUGCAGGAUUUUCUCAAAUGUGUCCAUUUGGAAGCCGGCUAAAAGUGAUGGAUUUGAGCUAUAAUCAAUUUCAAGGGAGUUUACCACAAUCACUGUUGGCCGAUUGCAUGGAGCUUCAAGUUCUCAAGCUCGAAAGCAACCGUUUCAAUGAUGUCUUCCCUUCUUGGUUGGGGACUCUUCCGAAGCUCAAACUACUUCUAUUACGAUCUAAUAAGUUCCAUGGUGCAAUCACAAGAAAUUUUGAUUCUGAUUACGACUUCUCCAGUUUACACAUUAUUGAUCUGUCCUACAAUAAUUUUUCAAGUUUUCUGCCAUCUGAAUACUUCAAGAAAUGGAUUGCCAUGAAGGCUCUUGGCGCUAGCAAUUCAUCUUAUUUGGCUACUACCAUAAGGAUAACGAUCGAAUAUUCAGGAGUACUAUGGGACUUUGAGUUUAUUUAUCCUUGCUCUGUUACCAUUAAAAACAAAGGCAAGGAUAUGCAAUAUGAAAGGGUCCAAGAAGUUUUCACAGUGAUUGAUCUUUCGAGCAACAGAUUCCAUGGUGACAUCCCAGAGUGUAUGGGGGAACUACAACGACUCCAAGUCCUUAGCCUUUCCAACAACAUGCUUACUGGCAGUAUCCCUUCGUCAAUCUCCAGCUUAACCCAACUCGAAUCGUUGGAUCUUUCCGUAAACAAGCUCUCUGGGAAAAUCCCUCAGCAACUGGUGCAGCUCACAUUCCUUGCAUCAUUCAAUGUAUCUUUCAACCCUCUCAGGGGACCAAUACCGCAAGGGAGUCAAUUCUCUACGUUUGACAGUAGCUCGUACAAGGGAAAUGCAGGAUUAUGGGGUUAUCCAUUGGAAAGUCUCAAUACUCCUAAAGCGCUGCCGCCUUCAGAUUCAGGUUCUGAUGAAGAUGAUGAUGAAGAUUCAAAGUCUUGGUUCAAGUCUAAUUGGAUUACAAUUCUACCGGGAUUUGUUGGCGGAUUGAUAUUUGGAGUGGCCAUAGAGCACGCUCUUGCAAUGGACAAGCGUGAAUGGUUUUUCAAGGUUGUGGAUUUUGUGGUUUUGACCAAAGCUAAAGGGAGAAAACGCAAGAAGCUGAGACGUGCAACUUGA